Plasmodium gallinaceum is the source of this 1479-nucleotide messenger RNA. RefSeq names its product XPA binding protein 1, putative. The transcript has a single exon. Gene Ontology annotation, molecular function: GTPase activity. The record is from RefSeq and is a predicted model, not a curated record. The coding region runs from base 1 to 1479 and encodes 492 amino acids. Lineage: Eukaryota; Apicomplexa; Aconoidasida; Haemosporida; Plasmodiidae.
AUGAAAGGGAAAAAAGAAAAAAUUACAGAAGAGGACAUUGACAAAGAAUUGAAUAAUAUUGACAAUUAUAAAAUAGAUAAUAAUAUAAAAGUCCCAUAUAUUUUAAAAAAAGAACUUAAAAUAGAAAAUAAUAAUUGUAUAAGAAAAGAAAAUUAUAACAAUACUAAUGUUAACAAGUUUUAUAAUGAAGAAAUUUUCUCAGAAAAAAGAGAGAUUUAUACUCCUGACAGUGAAGUUAGUGAAAGCAUUACUACUGAAAAUGUAAGCAAAGAAAAAGAAAGUGAAGUUAACAAUUUAAAUGAAAAAAAAAGUGAAGUUAACAAUUUGAAUGAAAAAGAAAGUGAAGUUAACAAUUUAAAUGAAAAAGAAAGUGAAGUUAACAAUUUAAAUGAAAAAGAAAGUGAAGUUAACAAUUUAAAUGAGAAAAAAAGUGAAGUUAAAUUAAAUGAGAAAAAAAGUGAAGUUAACAAUUUAAAUGAAAAAGAAAGUGAAAUUAACAAUAUGAAUGAAAAAGAAAAAGACGUUAACGAUUUAAGCGAAAAAGAAAAGGAAAAUGAAGAUCCAAAAAUAAAAGGUAACUUAAAAGAUUAUUACCAAAAUUUACCAACUGUUAUAAUUGUAAUUGGAAUGGCUGGAAGUGGUAAAACAACGUACGUUGGAUCUUUAUAUAAAUAUUUAAAAAUAGAAAAAAAAAAAAAAGUAUAUACAAUUAAUUUAGACCCAGCUGUUAAAUAUUUACAAUAUCCAACGAAUAUAGAUAUAAGAGAUAGUAUAAAAUACCAUGAAAUAAUGAAGGAAUAUAAACUUGGUCCAAAUGGAGCUAUAAUGACAUGUUUAAACUUAUUCGCUACAAGAUUUGAUAAAGUGAUUGAAAUAUUAGAAAAAAGAAAACAAAAACUAAACUAUAUAAUUGUUGAUACUCCAGGGCAAAUUGAAGUAUUUAAUUGGUCAGCUAGUGGUAAUAUUAUAUUAGAAACACUUUCAGUUAGUUUUCCAGUUGUAAUUAAUUAUGUUAUUGAUACUGUUAGAUGUGAAAGACCUAUUACAUUUAUGUCUAAUAUGCUAUAUGCUUGUAGCGUUUUGUAUAAAUCUAGAUUGCCUUUCUUGGCUUGCUUUAAUAAAAUUGAUAUCAUUAAGCAUGAUAAAUGUAUUGAAUGGAUGAAAAAUUAUGAUAGUUUCAAUGAAGAUGUUUUAAAUGAUGAAAGUUAUAUGGCAAGUUUUAGUAGGUCAUGCGCAUUAAUGAUUAAUGAAUUUUAUGAAGGCAUUAAAACAGUAGGGAUUUCAUCAAAAACAAAUGAAGGUUUUAAUAAUAUAUUAAAAAAUUUAGAAUAUCUAAAGGAAGAAUACAUAAGUGAUUAUGUACCAUGUAUAGAAAAACAAAUGAAAAGAAUUAAAAAAAAAAAGGAAAAAGAUAUAAAAUUGAAAAUGGAAUCUUUAUUAAUGGAAAAACAGAAAAAUAUACCAAUAUCAAAAAACUGA